AUGGUCAAGCUGAGGUACUCCAAGAGGCUGUUCAGGAGGAGCUCCUCCAAGGGCAGCACUGACAGCAGCAGCAGCAGCGACGGCGAUGUCGGUGGCCGGGGCGCCGGCGCCGGCGCGGAGAUAGAGUGGGAGGUGAGGCCGGGAGGGAUGCUGGUGCAGAAGAGGGACGGGAGAGGGGGCGUGGAGGUGAUCGCCGUCAGGGUGGCCACCGGCUUCUCCUGGCACGAUGUGUCCAUUGGAGCUACCUGCACUUUUGGGGAGCUGAAGGAAGUGGUGUCCAUGGUGACAGGGCUGAAGCCCAGGGAGCAGAGGCUGCUGUUCAGGGGGAAGGAGAGGGAGGACGGUGACCACCUCCACAUGGUUGGUGUGAGGGACAAGGACAAGGUGCUCCUCCUUGAGGACCCUGCCCUCAAGGACAUGAAGCUCCGGGCUGCGCUCGUGGCCCGGGCCGUGCAGAGCCCGUAUCAGAAUUUUAUCCAAGUCUAGACCCAACCUAGCCCAGCCCAGGCUGGUCCAGCCCGGUCCAUCUUAUCGAGCUAACUGUUAGAUCGAUCACACACCAUCAGCUCUGAUCAGGUCUCCAAAACCUUCCUGUUUGGAAGUGACCUGAUGCAUGGUGAUUUUUUUUACUGUUGCUGUUAAUCAGCAGUGAGUACCACUCCAUGGGAAAGGGCAAAGGGGCCUCUCUCUCGUGUGAGAGCUAGAGUACUGGCCUACCACUCGUUAUAUGUCCCUAAUAGCGUGAUUUGUGUCAUUUCUAGGUAGUUUGCAAUGCUUAAUGUGGCUGUUUGUGGGCUCCUUUAUGACAGCAGUGUAUCUCUGAUACGUGGAAUGGAUCAGUGUCUCAUGCAUGUAAC
Molecule: messenger RNA, 857 nt
Organism: Oryza brachyantha (malo sina)
Lineage: Eukaryota; Viridiplantae; Streptophyta; Magnoliopsida; Poales; Poaceae
Product: BAG family molecular chaperone regulator 1-like
Exons: 2
Coding region: 1-486 (161 amino acids)
Molecular function (GO): protein binding
Source: RefSeq, a predicted model, not a curated record